CUUAUGCGUACUCUUUCAACAUGAUGCGCCAAAAUCUUCCAUCUUGGGUAGCUUUUUGGCUUCUUCUUUCCAGCAUUAUUUGUGCGAUUGACGCCUUUUUUGUUCUUUUACGCCCUCAUACACUACCUGGAGGAAAGUGGAAUUACCUUUUCAAACCAUGUGAGUAUGGCGCUUUUUACACCCCACUAUUUUCCCGCCUCUGUUUUUGACUGGAGAACUGCGUCUUUGGAGAUCUUUGAACAGGGGAGGCCGCAGAUCCAAAAUGGGAGAGACAGGAAGACAGGGAUGCUCGUGGGCUUGAGGGGUCGGGUAAAAAGUUCACAUUUAGUUCUCACUAAGGUUCAGAGAGGAAAGCUAAAUAUUUUUACAAACGUUUUAUAUGAAAUUUGGGUUAUAAUACAGGGGCGGAUCCAGGAAUUUUUGAUUGGGGGUCCAAACUGUGGAAAAAGUGAAGAACAGCUCCCCAAAAAAACUGUUGGCCAACUGUGUUACCAUCUUAUGUGGAAAUUUUCCGCCAACUGUAGGCAGACUGUCAGCCGACAGUUGGCAGCUUGUUGGUAAUGUGUCAGCCACUACUUUAUUUAUUGCCUAAAUAGCACUUUAUAUGAACAUUGGAUUUGCGUUAGAAAGGAAAAUUGGUUGCCUCGAUGUUACCAAAAACAGCAUUUUCAUUACCAAUUGGGGCCAAUUAUCAAAGCGAAAAUAUGAAACUGUCUCACUUGAGUCUGCCAUAUUAUUUUUAGGUUAAAUUUUGGGUACCAAUCUCCUUGCAUCAUCUAAGAGGCACCAGAACAAGAAAAACUUGUAGAGCACAGUCAAGAAGUGAAAAAUUUGUUCAAAGCAUAUUGUUGUCACUUUGACGUUGAUGGCUUUUUACGCUGAGUUUAGCUUGUUUGUUGCUUCACAAAUUACCAGAUCACUUUUGAUCGGAGCAUUGUCUUUUUGGGUAUGGUGGAAAGAGGCAGUGGUUGUGUUCUCAUAUUCCAUGCCCCAGAUCGCACAAGACAGUACUUAGUAACCCGGUUGGUACAAGAGUUUGAACAUCAAACCAGGAACAGUGAUCCUUUAUGACAAAAUUUCACUGUAUUUUAAUCUAAACAACAUUGGCUACACACAUCUCAUGGUCAAACAGGCUGGAGAAAUUAUACCAAAAAAAAGAACAUGUAAAGUUGACCUGUAAAUUCAAAUGAAACUCUUUUUUUCACUACCAACCUGCAAGUUUUACCAAAAAUGUUUCCCACCAAAAUGAGGCCUAGUAUAGUAAGUGCCUAGAAAAUGAAAGUGAAAAUGGGAUAAGAUAUUGACCUGAUGGCAUCUCCAUGAUUGACCCAGAAAUAAAUAAAUGGCUUGACUAGCUUAAAAUGAUACUAUUCAAAAUUUCAAGGAGCAAAUGGGUUAAAUCACUUCAGCUCUUAAAGUUUUAUUCUAGAUUUUGAUUGGUGGCUUGUUUUAUUAUAGUCUCUCUGGGGGAAAAAUGAAGCAAGAGCCAUUCAGAGAUUGCUCUCUGGCAUGUAGUGGUUUAAUAUAAUUCUCAGUACUUUUCUGAGAAUCAUCCCUGUACCUUUUGCAUGAGUUGCCCCCUUCCUGUAUACUCAGGUCAGGUGACAGGCAAUAUAUCAACAGAGUGGAUACUUUCUCUGUUAAAUCCUAUAAGUGAACUUCCAAAGAGCAGUUAUGCCAUCAAAUUGUUUUCUUGUUCACACAUCCAAAUGUUGUGAAAAGUCCUGUCAUUUUUCUGUUUGUAUUCAGACAAUAUUUACAUCCAAGUUGAUGCAAGAUACAAAGAUCUUAAAGAUGCAUUUGUUAUUGGCCAAAGCUGGUAAGGUAUUUUUCAAGUACUGUUUUGGAUAUGGAGCAACUCUGUGCGCUCAUCAAAGGAAAUAAAAAAAUAGUCUCUUAUUGUCAUUCCAUGAAUGUUUUGUAUACGAGAUAGUAAAGUGUAUAUAGCCAAAAAAGCAUGUGGUGCCAAUUGGUUAUAACUGUAAUCACCUCAUAAUCCAACAAGCAUGAGUGGAAUGUAAUGAUUUACUGAUAACUUUUUAAUUUAUACUAGUCGAACCUCCAUGUGCAACCACCUCUCAUAAGCAACCACCCUCCAUAAGCAUUUUGGGUAGUUGCUUACAGGAGGUUCAACUGUAAUUCUCAGAAAUGAGACUGGAAGAGACAACUGACUCAAGCUUAUCAUAGACUGUUCACAGUCCUCUAUUUUUCCGUAAGAUCAUUGAGAUCGAGCACUUUGUGUUACUGCUGCCAUCUUGCAUGAGCGUCAAAACUACUUAGGGGACGGGGGUGGUUUGGGAGGAAGCGAGGAAAAUAGGGGGACUGUUAUAACAUCACUGCAGCUCACGUUUAGGAGGCGUGACAGGAAUUUCACGCCUUUUACCAUUCAUUAAUUAAGAAACUCUACUGGUGAUGAAAAACAUGCCAGACGCAUUUAGCAUCGAUUAUGCGUUUUUACAAAAAUCUCCAGUGAUUAAAAAAAAUGCCUGCGUUGCUGGUACAACGUGCUCCGUGAACGCAAGCUGCAGAGAUGUUAUUACAGUCCCUCUAUUUUUCUUGCCCCCCCCAGAGCUAUAAUCCUCGACGCCCACCCCCUCGGUACAUUUGAAAAUCAAGAUACCUGUGACAGUAAGACGCGGUAUAUCUAAACAAUGUCACGAAAAAAUAGGGGACUGUGAAUGGUCUAAGCUUGUCAAGGCAAACAGACCAAGAAUGAAAAAAUUAAAGUGUAGUGUAAAUAACUUUAAAGAAACUAUUUGACCUUUUCACAUUAGAAGCUGAACAAUAAAUGUUUAAACAAAAGAACUUGUGCAAUGCUUGACUUUGUUUGAAACUUUAGAUUGAUGUGUUUGAUGCGGGUUCAUAGCCUGUGUUUGCAUUUGCUUGUGGUUCCUCUUUGUUGGCUGAACACUACAGAUGGUUUGGAUGGUGCUGGAAAUGCAUUCUAAGAGGUGCAGUUCCCCACCCCUCUAGAAACUCGUACCUUUGGUGCAAGUUUUUUCCUUCUCCACCUACUCCAAUGCUUUUGCCACCUACUUAGCAUCUCAUUGAAAACCCUGUUCUUUGCUGUCGUUUUGCAUGACUACAUCAUGAAACUUCCAGCAACUUCUAGUUACACGUUGUAUGGACCAAAUUUCAUGUGUUCUUAUUUACUUGUUUUGUUACUGCUGCUCAUUUUUACCUUGGUGGCCGCUAGCAUUUCUCAUUUUCUCCCCACUGCUAUAAAAUUUUCAUGUUGUUCUUCCAACAAAAAAUGUCUCCUUUGUAAUUUUUUCUCUCUCUCUAGCUCUAUGUCACUCUUUUUCCUGUUGAGCUUUGCUAGCCAGUCUCCUACUUUCUCUUUUUCGGCUCUGUCUUUCUCUUUCUCUACAUUCCAAAUUUGUGGACAUGACAAUUAAUCUAAGCUUAAUACUGCAUGCAAUACAGAUACAGAAACAAUUUCGGCUUUCCGUUUUCAUCUUUAUUAGGGUCCGAAAUUGCGCCUUCCUGGUCGCCAAUGCGACUAAAAAUUCAGUCCUGGCGACCAGAAUCUCAAAGCUGGUCGCCAGCUAGCAACUUGUAAAGCUGGUUGUUAUUGUGGACUUUAACGUUCGGAGAAACUUCGAAGCUAUUUGCCAACAGGUGUCUUACUUUUGUCCUGCUGAUAUUUUUUAAUUGAAAAUGAAACGAAUCUUCCUGUAAUGAUACCUUUCCAACGGCUACGAUCAAUACGAGUUGCACGUUUCCAAGCCGUCAUGUUGUUUUCCAUAGCUGAAAUACAGUAAGUACGUUAUGUACUUUGUGGUCUGGUACGAGCAGUGUGGUACAGUUGUGGCCUGGUAUGAGCAACAUGGCGGCUUAACUCGUGUUUAUGUUUCGUGUUUCGUGGUAGUUAUGGGAAGAAAAUAGAGUUUUGAUAUGAUCAGUGCAGUCAUGGGCAGACAGCUUUCUGUUCCUACGUUCUAGGUCAGAUAGCUUCAUAUCUCCAAAAAGUAAUUUGUGGAGAAGAAGUGCAAUUUUUGAGCAUAAAAACGUCCAUACCAUGCAUUUUUUAUUGGCGUUGUAACUUUUAUUUGAAAAAAAGGGAGGGGGGAUUUUUGGUGACCACAAUUUGCCCUCUGCCGACCAAAAAUUUAUACUUGAUUUGCCAGUUGGCGCCCGUAUUAAAAAGUUAAUUUCGGACCCUGUUUAUUGAUUUCGGUUGUCUCUGCUUCACAAGAUACAGGUGGCUAUGCAAUUUCCUGCCAAAAUAACCUUGAGUUGCAUUUGGGUUGCCAUACAUGUUGACUGAGUUAUUUUACAUUGGUAUGCCUGUGGUGCGGACAGACGGUGGGCGAGCAGACGGUCAUGUGAUUACCAAAAUUUCUCAGAUGGGUAGAUUACCACAUUUUCUUAGGUAUGGGGCUUAAUGAUAAACAGAAAGGCUAGCAGAAAUGUUUUCCCUGUGUGAAUAUUUUAUAAGAAAUAGAGUUUUUUUCAUACUAAUCCUUCACAGAUUGCCCAGUAGGCCAUUUCUGAGCUCCAACUCCUUUGAUUUUUAAAAUGAUGCCAAGUGCAAAAAUGAUCAAAAGACUGUGAACUUCCCUCGAUGCUUUUAAAAGGAGGCUCUCAGUGGCAACAUGGAAAUGGCCUAUUUUUAGUGUGCCCAACCUUUACUCAUUUUCUCUUUUUUGUAGGAUGAAUAUUGUGGAAGUAUGCCUAAACAUAGUGACAUUUAUUUUGGUGAGUGAAGGAACAACCAUAAGUAACAGUCACAGGCAGCCCAGUUUCACAAUACAAACUGUUCCAUACUAAAAUCCAUAGCCUUGACAGGAACAAAAUGUAUGUGUAUUUUUGGAAACAGUAGCAAAGUGUUCCAGAUGAAAUUAUAUUUUUUCAUUUAUUUUCGUUAUUCAUGGGCAGAUUCUCAGCCAAGUAGUUUCCAUUGUUUGUUUCUAUUAAUAUACGUUUACUGAUCUUGAAAGAAUUGAAGUUCUUGGGGUCAAAGAUGGCAGGGGAGUAGUGUGAUCUGGAUUGAAAACUCUGUUUGCGAGUCAGACCAAAAUGUCAGUGAAAAUUAAGCAGUGAAAGAUUUUUGACACAACACAAGUUGCAGUCAGUUCUUGGUUACGUUUGACCUUGAACCUAAUGUCUUGAUGACCUUGAUAUCUCAAAGCACUUUGUAUUUGAGAAAGAUUUAUCUUGUAUGUUUCCUCUAAAUUUUUUCUCUUGGCUUGAAAUUUAUACAUCUUUAGAAAUGUAUGAUAUAUUAAUUUUGAUAGCAUAGUUGAGCCAUCCAUUUUUUAAAUUCUUAUUUCAUCAACCACCAUGAGUUUUGAAGUUGGUUGAUCAACAAUUCAUUGCAAACACUUAACAUGAGAUGUAACUAAAAAACAUUUUUGAUAAUCAAGUUGGGUAUCCUGUGGUAAAAAUAAAUGAAAAUGAAUGCUUGGUUUUUUUAAAACUUUUUCAACAUUAUUGCAUGGAUUACACAACAUACUGUAUAUAUAUUUAUUAUUAUUAUUUUUUUCUUACUAUUUUGACAGCCCAUGUGUCUCUGGGGUGGAUCCAGGGGUGGUUCGGAUGGUUCGUUCGAACCCAUUAAACCGAAAUGACAAUGUUUAAACAUUCAGCGGUUUCUGACAAAAACCUUUGGUGGACAUACAUUGCUAACAAAAUUAAUACUAUAUGUUUAAUCUUUUGAAAAAUGACUGUGAUGAAAAUGAAAAACGUUGACAGAGGAGAGUCAUUUCCUGCUUUUAAAUGCCCUGUUGAUUCCAUUUUUGAAGAAAAUCAGAAGUGAUUUUUUGAGCACAUGGCAAAUACAAAUUUAUAACCGGUGUUUCAGGUUUCAUAUUUGUUAUUGGUCUCAAUCAUUGUAAAUUUUUAAGAGUAGUUCAUGUGUAAAAUAACUAAAAAAGGGGUCGUUUCAAAGGCAUGUGACAAUCUACAAUAAUUGGCUAAUUAUUAUCCUUUAAACACCUGGAUCCACCCCAGUGUCUGUCCUCAGAAAUUAACAUAUUGUAAUGUUAAGCUAUCACACCUCUUUUUCAGCACAGAAAAUCCAGUAUAAUGUCUGUCAUUUGUGGGAUUGUUGUAAGCACAAUGACCUGUGCCAAAACUAUUCUCUUCACACUUAUGGCCACACAACUGUGUACUGAAGAAGUCCUGUUUGAAAAUGUGGAUUGGCCUAUUUUUGCUGGGUUGUUUGUCAUUCCAAAUUCAAUUUGGAUUGUAGUGCCAUUUCUUUGCAUUGUUAAAUUAAGCUCAACAGUAAUAAACAACACGGAGAAGCACAAAAAGGAGGCAUAAUGUGACUAGUGUAUUGUACAAAUUGUAGGCAUGAAACAGCGGCGAGAGUGAAUUUGUGUGUACAUGACAUGGAUAUUACAGGCACUAGUUCACCACAUGUUCUACAUUGCACCUAUGUGUUUAUAACAAAGAACUUAAGCAUGCCACUUAAUUUGAAUAUUUAAAUUACAUAAUAUCAGAAAGGUGUGGUUGAAGUAUCUGCAUACCAUUUUUGGUUUCCUCAUUAGCAGUUUGAAUUUCAAUAAUGAUUCAUGAUUCUUAACAGUAUUUAAGAGAAAGUUUUUACAUGCAUUAAAGGCCUUUCCUUAGCGCAGGUGUUGCAAAAAAAGUAAUGUCAGACUCAGAGAGAACUAGGCAAAAAAUAAUAACCAAAAAAAACCGGCCAGAAUUAUAUAAUUGAAAUAUCUCAGGAUGACUGUUACAUGUACUUAUAAAAUGAGCCACCCCCUGCCUAUGUAUGCAUUCCUUGACUCCCUACCCUUUAGGAUUUGGAUAGCCUGUGUGGCAGGUGCCGGUUAAGUGAGGAUGAAGGGAAAAUUUCAAAGACGUGUGUCCUAGUCAAUUCAAAUUAUUACCCUCUUCCCAUGUUUUUAUCAAAUUAAAGUUGUUCAGAUUUGGUCAUAGAUAAUCAGUGUGCAAAAAUGUUUGAUGGAACUUGAGACAUAAUUUCACUAUCAGUCAGAACUUUUACCUAAUGCAUUAAAUAUAACCUAAUAACUGUAGAUGUACACCGUAUACAGAGGCCAGUUGAACAAAACUUAACGUUACAACAUACAUGGAAUUAUCAUUCAGUAUGACUGGUCCUUCCUUCAGGUUAAAUAGGCUUUUUAUGAACAAAACGGAGUUUUAGAGCCAAUCAACAUCUUUCUUGCCAUAAUAAGGGGAAAAUAAAAUUGAGUACCAGUAAGCACUUCCUGAUGUAUCUGAACUUUGUGCAAAAUAAAAAUACAUUGUUCAAGGAGUUACGGUAUCACUGAUUUUCUCAGGUUGUAGGAAAACAGCUCCAAAUUCCUUUCUGUU
This is a messenger RNA of Porites lobata, 7290 nucleotides long. NCBI's taxonomy places the organism in Eukaryota, Metazoa, Cnidaria, Anthozoa, Scleractinia, Poritidae. The record is from the annotation of a GenBank genome assembly.